GUUUCCGUCAACACCUCCUUACUGCGACCGUGCGAAAGAGCAUCAAUACCCCCAAACACUGACGAAAUUCUUCUUUUUACACUGUCAAAAAAGAUUUAAAGUCGCUUGGAAGAAGCGGGGAUGGCGGAGAAGCGCAAACUGCCUGCACGCGAGCGUCGCGAACCCGCAGCAAAGCGACGAGUCUCCGAAGCUACUCCGCAAACCCAUUCAUCCAGAAGGAAAACUGCAACGCCUGUUGUCGUACCGUCACCAGUACCAGAGCCAGAACGUCAGCCUACACCAGAGCCUGUUGAAGAACCGCUUCCUACUAAAAUUAAAGAUGGCGAAGCCCUUCCAACGAGGGUGAAACCUCAACCAUCCAAUCUUUCAGACAAGGAAUACCAAUCUAUCGCGGAAAGCGCCGUACUGCUCGUUUCCUUGGAACGCUCCAAGAAGAAGUGGCUUAGUGAUGGAAUCUUCGAGCGAUACUGGACAAAACCAAAGAAGACUAAGAGGGAACAGGUCGAGGGCAAAAACCCACCAAAGGACUCGAUGACAAAAGUAGGAUCUUGCAAAAUCAUCAUAGAGCCUCAUCACUUUGAUGGAAUGAUCUACACUGUCAAAGAUCCGAAUGCGAAGCCUCCUGUCCAGAUUCCCCCUCCGCAACGCCAUAUUGUCCAAUACGGGCCUCCACCUCCGCAUGGCUAUCAGUACCAGCACUACGCGCCUCCAAAUCAAAUGAGACCACACUACGGCUACCCUCCGCCUCCUCAUCCACAGCAAAUUCCUCACCCUCAACCUAGAACACCGCAACCUCCACCAGCGCCGCGGCAACCUCCCUCGCCGGCACAGGCGCAGGCACCUCCACCACAGCCUGCAAAGCCAAGCCCGGACCCUGUCAUCCAGAUGCUCGCGACUAGAGCCGCUGCGAACCCAGAACUGAAGGCAUUGAUGAGAGUAGUGGCUUCAAGCAAGGCUUCGCAGGAACAGCUGCGUACUUUCCAGGCCCACAUUGACGAGCUCAAUGCGAUCAUUCGACAAAGAGAAGAGCAGCAGAGAAAACAGCAGCAAAACCCACCGCCGCCACCACCACAUCCUCAAAAUCAGAAUCAACAGGAGCAGAAACCUUCCGCCUCGCAGACUCAAAGUCCACAACCACCUCUAACCCAACCAACACAGCCUGCAUCGCAGUCGCCAUCGCAACCGGCUGCGCCACCUACAGUUCAGAGUCCUUCGACACCGGCACCAGCGAUAACGACGAUAUCGGCACCAGGAUUAGAUCAACUUCAAAAGCAACCACAUCAGCCACCCCAAUCACCAACGUCAGCCAAAGACAAUGAAACAGCAAAUUCCCCCGCACAGCCUGCUCCUGCUGCCAAUCAAACAGCGACGCCGAACCCAGAACGGCCUCCUUCGAAUACCACACAAGUCAAAGUCGAGCAUGGAUUGAACGCGCCUAGUCCAGCACCCGCUACUUCAACGGAGAUACCAUUGUCAAAAGCUCCGCCACCUAAUUCUUCCGCAAAUCCGACCAUAGCUUCUACGCUAACUCCUCAAAACGCCCCAAAUGCUUCUGUUGCUCCACGACCUCUUCCACCAAAUCCAUCACCGCAAGCUAGUCCCCCUUACACUGUCGGCCCGCCACAAUAUCAACAGUAUCCUCCUACUCCUUAUCAACAAACACCGCCUCCAAUCAAGGCUCGUAAUACACCUCAAUAUGGCCCACCGGGUGCUUAUUAUCAGUCUGCCCCAGUCCAGCCACCUCCCAAGGCUCCUAUCAAAGCGGUAGUCUUCGAAUUUACAUCCCCAUUGACGCCAUACGGAAGUAGUACUUCUGGGCAUGCGGGCUCGGGAGACCGCUAUCUAUUCCCUGAAAACACUAUUCUAGAAUACCAGGCAGGAGGAACUGUACUCCUCGCUUCCUUCCUACUUGUUCGCAAAGUCGAUGCAAACACAAAAUUUCCACUCGAAUCACCUUCCGAACUUGCGCCGAAGAGCAAAACCAAGUCCUCAAAAUCGAAAAAGAAGGACAAGGAAAAGCUCGACAGCAGUGGACCAUCAACACCUGCCCCUGAAAAGGACGCUCAAAUGGACAAGGAGAAAGACUCUAGCACAACCAACAAAGAAACCCCAUCAACCGAUCCCAAAACCACAGGAAGCACUAGCGAAAAGACCAAAGAAGAAACCCCAAAUUUUAAGGAAUACUAUCAACCCCUCACCAUGCGUUUCUACAGCAGUAAACCUGCGACUCUCGAGCCGCUAUCUCGAAUCGUGAAACCCGUCGCCGAAGUGCAGAAGUAUAUGGAAGAAGUCAUGGACCGUGCGGAGCGCGCGCCAACUGGGUUCUUAGCUUUCCAUUUACCCAGAGAGACGAGCACGGCAAGUGUCGAUGAGUCGACGACGUCUUCUGCUGCGCCGGACGAUAUGAAAGUGAAAAUGACGGGGCAGAAUGGAGUGGGCAGUGAGGUUGAGGAAGCUGAUAAUGUUUUGGUGAAUGAGGUGGAAAUAGAUGAGUUUGAGGAUCAGUUGAAGGACUUUUAUGAUCCUCCUAGCGGACUCAUGCCUAUUCGGGCUUGAUUUGUGUAACUAUAAUGUCUCGAUAAUAAGGGAAAGAAUGGU
This is a messenger RNA of Talaromyces proteolyticus, 2598 nucleotides long. RefSeq lists its product as uncharacterized. Gene Ontology annotation, biological process: chromatin remodeling. Bases 121 to 2556 code for a protein of 811 amino acids. Gene Ontology annotation, cellular component: Swr1 complex. Lineage: Eukaryota; Fungi; Ascomycota; Eurotiomycetes; Eurotiales; Trichocomaceae. The record is from RefSeq and is a predicted model, not a curated record. The transcript is spliced from 2 exons. Gene Ontology annotation, molecular function: ATP-dependent H2AZ histone chaperone activity.